This is a messenger RNA of Lactuca virosa, 723 nucleotides long. The record is from the annotation of a GenBank genome assembly. Lineage: Eukaryota; Viridiplantae; Streptophyta; Magnoliopsida; Asterales; Asteraceae.
AUGGCACGAGCAAAAAGAUCAUUAACCAUCACCAGUAUCAAACUAGAAGAGCAUGUCUUAGGAUUUGAGGAGACGAAGAGGCAACUUCUUAACUAUGCAAGAACUUUUUGUCUAAAUUUGAUGGUAGAAGAGAUGGAAUUGUCACAAAUGGUGAAAGGAACCGAGGGCAGAAAUUCUGGAAAUAAAUUUCUGGCCUUUAACUGUAUGGUUGGCCUUCCACAUAUGGGAAGGACAAGAAGAACAACUCAAGUUUUAGAGUUUAUAAAUAUAGCCAAAGGAAUUUUAGUGAAAAACAAAGGCAUCAUAACCUUUGGAGAUGGAGAAGAAAGUGAAAGAAUGGGGAAUUCCCCAGACUACGCUUCAUUCUUUAACAAACAUUUGGCACACUACAAAGCGUUGUACGAAUCAAUGAAAUGGGGUUUUCCUAGUUAUCUCAAUGAAGCAAGGAUAGCUAUGGAGACUCUUUUUCUUGCGCCUUACGUAUCAUCUUUCUCUUGGUUCCAAAAAUGGAAGGAACAAGGAGAAGACAUGGUUUUCCAAGAGGGUUUCGGUUUAAAAGGUGAACGGAUGAGCAUGGAAAGCCGGAAUGAAGCUAGAGAAAUGGUAAGGGAAGCAGAAACUCCAUACAAGAUUAGAGUUGAAGGCGAUGAUCAUAAUGAAAUGGUGUUGGAAUGGAGAGAAAUUCCAUUAGUUAGAGUUUCGGCUUGGAGACAAAUCAAAUAA